Molecule: messenger RNA, 1194 nt
Organism: Xenopus laevis (African clawed frog)
Lineage: Eukaryota; Metazoa; Chordata; Amphibia; Anura; Pipidae
Product: arachidonate 12-lipoxygenase, 12R-type-like
Exons: 6
Coding region: 155-862 (235 amino acids)
Source: RefSeq, a predicted model, not a curated record
AAUACUCUUGGUCGGGCUCUGGUAAAGCUAAAGUCCUUCUUUAGGAAAGGGUUAAGGGAUGUUUGGGUGGGCUCAUCCCCAGGUAUAUAAGAACCAUUAAUAUUCCCGGGUGACACUUUGCUGGAGCAGCACUUUCUGUCUAUUGUAUCCCAGAAUGUUUGUCUAUAAGAUCCAAGUGGUAACCGGCAAUUUUCUCAGUGCUGGGACCCUGGACUCCAUCUCUCUUCACCUCAUUGGAUCCAAUGGAGAAAGCACCAAAUACAAACUGGAUGACUGUGGAGAUGAAUCCAAACCUGGAGCUGUGGAUGAGUACACAGUGAGUAGUGAGAAAGACCUGGGAGAGAUCCUGCUGGUCCGGAUCAUUAAGGAACAGUACUUGUUCUUCCCAACGGAUACCUGGUUCUGUAACUACAUCACGGUGACCUGCCCCAAAGGAGAACUCUAUCAGUUCCCAUACUACAAAUGGAUCGAAGGCUUUGUGACUGUGGAUAUUCCCCAGGGGAAGGGUUUCAUUCUAAGCGCUGGAGUCAACCCCAUAGUGAGACAACAGAGACAGUCAGAGCUGGAGAAGAAGAGACAGACAUACGGCUGGAAAUCGUACGUAGACGGGGCCCCUCGCUGUAUCAACGUGGACUCCACCGCAGAUCUGCCUCCUAAUGAACAAUUCUCCUUUAUGAAAAAGUGCAGUUUUAGCUUUUUGGCUUUGCCUGGAAUAAUUGGGGUGAAGAUCUUUGGGCUCUCGAACUGCAAAGAAUCCUGGAAAGACCUAAAUGAUAUCAAGAAAGUCUUUUUCUUUGAAGAAACUGAAAAUUCAGAGUGCCCUACAUCUGAGAAUAUUUUCCAUAUCUCAACCACUGGAUAGAAAAAUAGAUGGAGCUUUCUAUGCAGCGCCGUUAUCUCUGGAAUUUAACAAAAACAGCAAAAAUGGUUCCUUGUUGGUUGAUGUUUUUAUACCAACCAAAAAAUGAAUUAAAGUGUAUUAAACCAAUUUUAAUAUACUGUAGUAUUGUCCUGUACUGGUACAGACACAGGUUAUAUAUCAUAUAACAAACAAACUCUGUAGUACACCAUUGUAUCUGCUAUGUAACCUGAGCCAUUUAGCCUUCUUCAGAUUGAUGGCUCCCCCAUGGCUACACAGCAGCUUGUUUAUAUAAACUAUAGUAGUAAUUAUCUGUUAUCUACUGUGUAUCCUGU